Molecule: messenger RNA, 4223 nt
Organism: Coregonus clupeaformis (lake whitefish)
Lineage: Eukaryota; Metazoa; Chordata; Actinopteri; Salmoniformes; Salmonidae
Exons: 8
Coding region: 562-3789 (1075 amino acids)
Biological process (GO): leukocyte chemotaxis; induction of positive chemotaxis
Molecular function (GO): cytokine activity; CD4 receptor binding
Source: RefSeq, a predicted model, not a curated record
UGAGGGUAACUGUACUCUCUUCCACUACUACCCCAAAACACAGUGUCUGAUUGGAUCAGCUUGGACUCCUUAGUUUCUCUGAAGGGUUCUGAGGCUUGUGCGUGACCUCUCACCCAGGAAAACUUCACUGCUGAGGGCCUCUGUUUGACUACUGGAGCCAACACCACAGAGACAUAGAGAAGAAUGGACAGAGAGGGAGGGAAGUAGAACUAACAAUCAUCUCUGAGUGUGUGGGAGACAGAAAUGCAGAGAAUCUUCAUGGAUGGAAUCUCAAACCUGUAGAUAUACAAGUGAGAGGCUGUUGGUAUCUGGAGACCCAAACAUGAAAAGAUUGCAGUUCAACCACUCUUGACGUUUCUACUGGGGCAGACAAACACCUUUCCUACCAGGCCUGUGCUGCUGUCGAAGGCUUUUGUAACGAUUUUGACCAGUGGUUGAACUCUCCAAAAAGGAUUACUGGUAUUCUUAAACUAUCACUUUUUACCACAUACUACACUUGGAAUAAUUAAACUCGCGCUGGACCCAUUCCCCAGUGAGGAGAAACACACAACAGGCUCCACAAUGGCCACCGAACAGUUGAGCCAGAAUGGUGGUGCGAGGGACGUGAUCCCAGAGGAUGGCAGUGACAGGGGAAGAAACUAUGGCGAUGCGGGGAAGUUGGCUGGAGCCCGGGGCAGGACAGAGUGGAGAAGACUAAACCUGCCUAAAAGGAGUAAGAGUUUAGACUGGAGAGGAGGGGAGGCUAGCCCUGGCGAGUGGCGCAGAACUGGGGUGCUGAGGUUUUCUGGGAACCUAGGGGGGUCCACACUUAAACGAGCAGAGAGUUUGGAGAGUAGGGGGGCAGGAGAGAGCAAAGUGUUGUCCAGGGUUAAGGCCUUUAACUCAGCUGGACCAGGGGAGAUGAUGAGCCCCGUUGGGGGGUCAGGGUCAGGGUGUUCCCCUGGUGAAAGGGUGUCCCCUGUGGGUCUAGGGUGUGUGGUUCUGGCUUUGGAGAGGGCCAGUGGGGGCCAGUCCCUCCCCACCAGGCUGAGGUCUAGUCCUGGGUCUGGAAUCAGAGAACCAGCCAGUGGAUCUGUUGGAUCCUCCAGGGGUCAGAGUAUCUGGGACCGGAUACAGAAGCUCUAUGGGACUACUGGACCUGAUGAAGCUGCUAACAGAGAUAAGGGUGUGAAGGACUCAAACAGAACCAAGCGUCUCUCAGCACCGGUAGGAGACUGGUCUCUGUUGGAGGGGGAUUGGGGAGAUACAGCAACCAAUCGCAGGAAGUCUACCACAGAUUCUGCCUCCCCCUUCCCCUCCCCGCUUUCCUCCCCCCUCAGUGGAUUAUCCAGGGGGGAGAGGAACGGCCUGCUCACACACACACCCCUGGUUGAACAGAACACCACACACACAACACACACACCCCUGGUUGAACAUAAUACCACACUCACCACACACACACGGCAGAGAGAUCAGAGUAGUGCAGUCAAGGUGUCUGGUUUGAGUCCCUCAGUGUCUCCAGUGUCAGGGUGGACCACCCCCAUACCCUCACACACACCCUUAGUGGAGGGAUCAUCAGUGUUCAUGAGGGACCCCUCUCUAUCCCCUCCAUUAGGAGGAAAAAAGGAGAGAGGAAAUAUGGUGUUGACAAACACUGUGGACAAAAAGAGUGGAAGUCGUGAAGACAGUGAAAAGGAGACAGUAAGGAUGGGGAACACGGCUCAGGAAAAAGAGAAACGGACUGAUGUUGAAGGAAAAAGACACGAGAAAAAGGAGGCGGAGAAGCGAGGGAGGGAAAACGCUGAAGUCUCUCUCCCCCAGCACAGCCAAUCAGUGACACGCACCAGGGAUUCUCAGCCUAUCACAACGCCCGGAGUAGGGGUCACCACGGGGUCAAACUCCCGCCUGACCAAUCAGCUUAAUGGGAAAACUGACACAUAUGACAGGAGCAAGACCCCUGCUAGAGACGUGACCAGGGAAGGGAGCCUGUCAGAAGAUGUGUUUGAAGCCAACACCCCAGAGAGGAUAAAUUUACAGAACACUGAAAAUACCAAGUUACCUGGGAAACUGGUAGCGCCCUCUACAGCCAGUGUGAGGAAUAAGAUCCACCAGUUUGAAGCUCUGACACAGACAUCUCAGGUCCCAGUGCCCAACUACCUGAAGCCCAGACGGGCUUUCUCUGUCCCGGAGCAGCUCAGUGAGGCUAGAGAGGCGGUCAGGAAGAGUGGGUCGGAUAGACAGGGAGUGGGGGAGAAUGCUGUUGGCUCUGGGACAUUUUCCAACCUCAAGGGUAAACUAGACAUCCCUCUGAAUGGCAAAACCACCAGAGACACUCUGAGAGACUUUUCAAUUGAUGAGCCAGACCUCCCCAAACACACAGUCACACCCCAGGACUGGAGUAGGAGAGGCACCAACACAAAGACUACUACAGUCACUGCCAAGGAUACUUCAUCCUCCCAGCUGUCUAACUGUAAUAACAACUCCAAUGAGGUUCUAGGGGCCCCUGACCGGUCUAGGAGGCUUCACAGUAGAGACUCACCUAACCUGCCAUCUCCAGUGAGCGAUGACGACAAGACACCCACCAACACCCCCCAGAACUCCCCCUUCCACCCCCAGAACACCUCCCCACACCUCCCAACUACUUCACUGCAGCCGAAACACCAACAGGGUGUAGAUUCAGGCCUGGCUGCCCUAAAGCAGCCUCCAGUCUCUACACACACAGCCCAGGGUAGGGUCACUACUGACCCUGAUAUCCCAGUCUCACAUUCUGGCCUGGGGAGGGAUUCCCUGUCUCUCCCCUUGUCCCUUCCCCUCCUCCCCACUCUGGCUCGAUGGAACUCAGAGGAGGGAGGAUGGAGUGAUGAGGAGGAUACUGAUGAUGAAGGUACGGAGAAGGACGAGGACUCCAACUACGACUCAGACUCUGCUGAAUCCUCAGUGACCAUCACCAGUACCAUGAGCCAAUCACAUCGCAGGAGCUUUUCUCUCAGUCUGGCAGAGCUGUGUAACUUCGGAGAGGUGGACUAUGAUCCCCAGUCUUCCUCUGACAGUGAGGAGUGGCUGUCCAGCCGGUCAGCCAGCCUGUCGUCUGACGUGUCGGCCCUAUCCUGUGUGUCUGUCCUGGGCAGUGAUGAGCUGGACCGCCUGCUGGACGACGUAAAGGGCCUGGGGGACACAACCCUGCAGAAUUAUGAGGAUGUCCAGGUGGUGGUUCUCCAUAAGGAAGUUGGUGUGGGACUAGGCUUCACCAUGGCAGGAGGAGUGGACCAGAACAAACCUGUCAUUGUCCAUAAGGUGUUCCCGGCGGGGGUGGCGGCUGAGGAGGGAUCCAUCCAGGAGGGAGACAAGGUCCUGUCAAUCAAUGGCACAGCGCUGUGUGGCUCUUCCCACUGGGAGGUGCUGAGGACACUAAGAAGGGCGCGGACUCAGGGGAUGGGUGUGGUUGUCUUGAGGAGAGGUGGGGUAACAGACCCCUGUAAGGGAGGAACAGUGACAGACAGUCGGGGAGGGACACAGACAGAGCCUACUAACACAGGUCAGAGGGUGUGUGUGAGGCUGGAGAAGCGCAGCAGAGACCUGGGCUUCAGUCUGGAGGGAGGAGUGGGUUCCAGCCUGGGAGACAAACCCCUCACCGUACAGAAACUCUUCCUGGGUGGUCCAGUGAACCAGGUGUCUCCAGGGGACGAGGUGUUGGAGAUUGAGGGUGUGAGCUUGGUGGGCCUGAGGAGGCUGGAGGCCUGGACCUUGAUCAGAACACUGCCCCCUGGGCCUGUGGAUGUGGUACUACACCGUCCUCACAAACCACAGUGACAGGAAUGAACAUUGAUAUGCACCCUCAAUAUGCUUAUAACAAAGCACUGAAUAAUUGUACUCCUAUGAGGUUGAAGUGAGGGUUGCCAAUCUGAUUUUGGGUCGGUGGUUCAGGUCAACUUCUACCUCAAGUGAGAGGGACGAUAUCUAUCGCACCAGUCAUACGAUAUCAAAGCACUGAAGAGAUCAGUACACAUUGAGGAGAGGACCUGUAAAUAGGGUCAACCCGGGAUAUGAAGAGGGAGAGAGAGAUCAAUACAGAGGUCAUUUAUUUAAUUUUGUAGAAAUAUGUUGUAUGUUUCUUUAAUACCUAGUCUGCUCAUUGUUUUAUAUGAUGAAAUGUAAGGAGUUUUGUGUAUGGCUGUUGUAAUAUAUAUUGUGACUAGAAAGUUAAUAACCAUCCUCCCGUCUACUUGCUGUUAAUAAAUCCUACA